Messenger RNA from Ixodes scapularis (black-legged tick), 2514 nucleotides. It is a transcript of the gene NELF-B, whose product is annotated as negative elongation factor B. Bases 348 to 2066 code for a protein of 572 amino acids. The transcript is spliced from 9 exons. The record is from RefSeq and is a predicted model, not a curated record. Gene Ontology annotation, biological process: negative regulation of transcription elongation by RNA polymerase II. NCBI's taxonomy places the organism in Eukaryota, Metazoa, Arthropoda, Arachnida, Ixodida, Ixodidae. Gene Ontology annotation, cellular component: nucleus; NELF complex.
CCAAUCUAGAAUCUAGACAAUCCAAUCCAGGGAAGAAGACGCCUCGUGUGUUGCACUUUUUUUUUUGCUACGCGUGUGUGGCGUCGGUUGCCGCGCUUGUGUGCCUUUCUUUCAAUCAGGGCUCGCUCGCUGUUCUACUCCUGUUCUACGAUGCUUCUGAUGUACUACCUGGACGAGAGCGGCAACCGUGUUUACACGCUGAAGCACGUCUCCCCAACUGGGAAGCCGACACUGUCGGCGCACCCGUCGCGCUUCUCGCCGGACGACCGCUUCUCCCGCUACCGAAUCUUGGUGAAAAGGCGCUUCAACCUGCUGCCCACCCAGCAGCCCAAGGAGGCCUGCUAAGCAUGGCGGGCCUCGAAGAAGUGGGAAUUCCCGGCAGGGAGUUUCUUCGCGAAGCUCUAACGAACUGUUCCGAUCCCCUACGCGCAAUCGAAGAGUUUCAAGAAGAAAAUGGCAUCCUGUUGCCGUCUCUCCGUCCGAUGUUGCCUUUGCUCGACCUGCACGGGGUCUGCAGGCUGGAAUUCCACACGUCCGUGCUCGACGAGCUCAAGGAGCGGCUGCUCCAGCAGAUCGAAAACUUGGGCAAGCAAGAGGGCCGCGAGAAGAAGCUACGCGAGCUUCUACAGAAAAGCUUUCCCGUGAUCCGGGUGCCUGCGCUCAGGCCGGUCGUCAUGUGCAUCCUCAAGAACAUGGAGCACGUCGACGAGAAGUACCUCAAGCAGCUGGUGAGCGACAAGACGCUCUACAAGGAGUGCGACGUCCAGGUGAAACGUCAGAUCUGGCAGGAGCACCAGAGCCUGUUCGGGGACGAGGUGCUUCCCCUGCUGUCCCAGUACAUCCGGGACAAGGAGGAGGCCCUGUGGUCCGGGCCGGCCGACGUGGCCUUCUUCGGGCCGUCACCCAAACAGCGUCGCCAGGGGCCCGUCCUCCAGAAGCUGCUGGUCAUGGUGGGGCGCAACGUGGUGCUCUACGACAUGGUGCUCCAGUUCCUGCGCACCCUCUUCCUCAGGACGCGCAACUCUCACUACUGCACCCUGCGCGUCGAACUGCUCAUGGCACUGCACGACCUCGAGGUUCAGGACAUCACCGCUGUGGACCCGUGCCACAAGUUCACCUGGUGUCUGGAUGCCUGCAUCCGAGAAAAAAAUGUGGACACAAAGCGAUCCAGGGAGCUCCAGGGGUUUCUGGACAGCAUCAAGCGGGGUCAAGAGCAGGUGCUCGGAGACCUGUCUAUGACCCUCUGCGAUCCGUAUGCCAUCAACUUCCUGGCCCAGUCAUCUAUGAAGAUCAUUCACCACCUGAUCAACAUGGAGGGAUUACCACGGGACAACCAGGUGCUGGUGCUUCUAUUGCGCAUGCUUGCCUUGGGACUCCAGGCCUGGGACAUGAUCAGCGGACAGCAAUACAAGGAGCCCAAGCUGGACUCCCAGCUGGUGACCAAGUUCCUGCCAGCGCUGAUGUCCCUGAUGGUGGACGACCAGGUGCGGAGCCUGAGUGCACGUCUGCCCCAAGACGACAGGGAGUCAGCCAUCACCACCAUCGAGCACUCGGGGCCUCCUCCGGACGCCUACCAGGCCUACGUGCAGGAGAACUCUGUGGCCAGUGUGCUGGCACUCUACUACACCUUCUCCACAGCGCGUCAGCGGGAUCGCCUGGGCCUGAUGCGGGUGCUGGGAUCGUUGGCUGGGGCGGAGGGCCAACGUGCCUACCAGGACCCCUUCCUCCACACCCUGGUGGGCCACCUGGUGCCCCUGGGAGAGGAGUUUGCCCACGAGGACUUCUGCACAGUGGUAUUUGACGAGUUCUUCCUGAGUGCCCUGAGCGGGGCCUCGGCCCUACCUGCGGCCAGGCACCUGCUGCGCCUGCUCUGGCACAUCCACCCGAGGCUGCCUCAUGCCCGCCUGCAGGGCUUACUCAAGGCGCUGCAACCUCUGGCUCAGGCCCAUGAGACCCUGCAGCCAGCAGUGCAGGCCUUGCAGGAGAAGGUGAAGGAGCCUGCCAUAGUGGAAGCCCCAGCCUCGGACUCACCCCUGCUGAGCGUGCCAGCCCCCACCCCCAUCUGAGGGAAGGCAGCGAAACGGCGAUCCUUUGCCACAAGUCACAAAACAGCCGCAGACCCCAAGGAGACCAUUGCAGACGGAGGGGGACGAACUAUAUGAAUUAAUGCAAAAACUAUGCAUGCAAACAGACGAAACUCCACGUUGGGACAGUAGAAAAUCAGAUGGAAGGUUCUGCUGGAAAUUCGAACUUCUUGCCUACGCAUUAAACUUGUCCAAUUUUUUGGUGGAACGAAACUUCAGGAAGAGAAAGUGGAGGAAGACAGUGAGCCAAGGGUGUCCUGACGUAUUGGGGCUAAUUGCAGGAAGCACGGAAUAGGAGAAUAGCAAGCAGCUAAAAACAAUGUCAUAUAAUUGGAUUUUUUUUUUUUUUUUUUUUUUUUUUUUUUUUUUUCAGUUACAAUGUUGAGAUGGGUUAUGCGCUUGAAUUAUUAAAAGCAUGUUGUGGUUCGGA